This is a messenger RNA of Strongylus vulgaris, 804 nucleotides long. The record is from the annotation of a GenBank genome assembly. Lineage: Eukaryota; Metazoa; Nematoda; Chromadorea; Rhabditida; Strongylidae.
AUGAUCAAUGGAAGUGUCUUCAGUGCUUAUGGUAACUCUAAUAUUCUUGAUAGCUCUGAACGUCUAUUUCGAGUGGCUAAGGGUUUACUGGCUGGUAAUGUUUUUGACUGGGGCGCACAAAAAGUAGUGGAAAUGAUGGAGUCCGAGGAAGGAUUACCGUUUGAUGUUGCCGUCACAUCCAUUCCCGCAUGUCGUUAUUUACUGGAUCCAUUUGUUAUUGCCUUUCUCAUUGUUGACCUUCUAGAGAGGCCAUGGUUGAUCGACUCUUACGACGAGUUCAAGACAACUCUAAACUCGAAAUCAUAUAACUGCGCCGCUAUAUUUGUGGAUAAUAGUGGUGCGGAUUUCGUUUUGGGUGUCAUACCAUUUGCAAGGGAACUUCUGAAGCGUGGAACAAAGGUUAUCAUUGUCUCAAAUCUAUCCCCAGCACUGAACGAUUUGACGUACAGCGAAAUGAUGGCAAUGAUUCCACUUUUACGAAAGGCUGACGUUCUUCUCCGAGAUGCUAUCGAUAGGGAAAGAUUAAUGUUCGAGCAUAGUGGUCAGGGAUCCCCUUGCUUAGACCUAAGGAGGGUACACUCGGCCUUGAACCGCCGGGUUUUAGAGGAGCAAGUGGAUCUCGUAGUGAUUGAAGGAAUGGGCCGAGCUUUGCAUACAAAUCUUCAUGCUCAUUUCGUCUGUGACUCCCUGAAGGUCGCUGUCAUCAAAACUCAGUGGUUGGCUGAUCGCAUGGGUGGCGAGAUAUUCUCAGUCGUUUUCAAGUUCGAACGAGCUUUCUACUUCGACUACCUACUAUUGCUGUGA